GAACUUCUCAGACUUGCAUGCCGGGAUUGCUAAAAAAUGACGACGGCGUUUUUGGUGCUAUUACUGGCCCAUCACCUCAAGACCUCAAAUGCAACAGAGUAAGAGCUAAAUCACUUCUUUGAGGCUAAGAAUGAAAGCGCGACGUCUGACCUUCGUGCAUCAUCCCGA
Amoebophrya sp. A120 is the source of this 168-nucleotide messenger RNA. NCBI's taxonomy places the organism in Eukaryota, Dinophyceae, Syndiniales, Amoebophryaceae. The record is from the annotation of a GenBank genome assembly.